Molecule: messenger RNA, 857 nt
Organism: Stegodyphus dumicola
Lineage: Eukaryota; Metazoa; Arthropoda; Arachnida; Araneae; Eresidae
Product: probable glutamate receptor
Source: RefSeq, a predicted model, not a curated record
AUGGAAUCUAAUUCAGGUAUGCCCUUCCCAAAAUUUUUAACAGUUGCCACCAUAAUUCAUCUUCCACAUUUCUACCUAGACGGCAAUGUGAGUAAUUAUACUUCAUAUUCAGGAUUUGAAGCAAAGUUUUUGAAAACAUUAUCAGAAGUUUUAGGAUUCGGCUACGAAGUCAUUCUGCCUCCAGAUGGAGAGUGGGGUCGUUUGAAGGAAGAUGGAAACUGGACUGGUCUCGUAGGAUUGGUUCAAAGAAGUGAGGCAGAUAUGGCUUUGUGUUGGCUGGCUUUUACAGAACAAAGACUCCAAGCAGUCGAUUUCAGCGAAUCUUACAGUGCAGAUCGUAUUCAAUUCAUAACUCAUGCAGCGGGAUCAAAAGAUAAGAAUCGAGUUUACUUAUAUGCAUUUCAGCAUACCGUAUGGAUAGCCGCUUUGUUUUCACUUGUGUUAGUGGCUACAGCAUUAAGUUUUAUCUCAAAGAAACAGCAAUAUUUUUUAAAGGUUCCCACGGAGCUGAUUGGAAGUAUAUUAAGACAGCCCCUUGGUUUGAAAACGAAUAUUUUAAGUGAAAGCAUGAUCGUCAUCUUCUGGUUGCUAUUCGCUUUUGUAUUGUCGUCAGCAUAUACCUGUGGUAUCUCGUCUUUUUUUAACUAUUGCUUUAAAGAACCUACCAGUGAGGAAUUUCCUCGAAUUAGCACAAGAGGUGGAAAAAGGAACUUAUAAAUGUUUUAUCAGACACGGUUCAGCUGCUUUGAAUCAGCUCAAGCAAUCCGAGAGCAAGCAUCAUAAGCUUCUUGCUGAGUACAUCGAAAAACAUCAAUGGACUUCAAAUGAUCCUAAAUUUACAGCCGUUUUCGAGAAGA